AUGUUUCUGACGGGCUGUCUCGCGUUCGUGGUGUCGUACACACUCGUUCUACCUGGUGUCUCUGCUAGUCCGUUCAUAGUUCCUCAAGCCCGCGACGACAAUGAUGGGGUACAUCUUGCUGUCAGCCCGAAAUGUGGUCCUUUGGGAGGGACGCUCGCGGACGUUAACGCGGGAAUAGACUUGUCUCAGAUCAAAACCAUCGUCUCCUUUGGUGAUUCCUAUACUGACGGCGGCAAGCACGAUGGCUCCCCGCUGGACCCGCCUGUUCUCAUUUAUCCUAGUGCCUUUGCCGGUGGAAGAUCGACAGACGGACCAAUUUGGAUAGAGUGUGUCGCAGAUGAUAUAGGCGCUACGUUCAUGGACUAUGCGAUAUCCAGUGCGGUAGUUAACGUAUCCUUGUGGCCUGACAACCCCUACCCUCGAGACUUUCUUCAGCAGGGUAUGAACGCUUAUGCGCCGUUCCUCGCAGUGUCGCUUUUCUCGAGCCAGGAUAACGACCUUGACUCGAACACUACACUGUACACCGUCUUUUUCGGGAUCAAUGACUGGUUAGAUUCGUUCAUUGACGGCGAUCACCUCCCCGAAGCUGCUCAAGAUCUCCUCAACCAGAUCGCCAUACUCUCUGGCCCACCCACCAACGGCCGUAACUUCCUCAUCACGGACGACUACGGCCGCGGGACCCACGAGGCCUCCGGAGACGCAUGGAAACAACAGAUCUUCGACGGAAUUUCUGCCUUUCACUCCAACACCUCUGUCGGUGGCGCGAAUGUCCCUGCGCCACUCAACGUCGCGUUCGCUGACUUCGCCACGAUAUGGGAUGGUGUCUUAGGCCCGGACCCGGGGUAUGAGGCGUUUGGGUAUACGAGUACGGGGUAUUGCGUGUUCAACGGGAGUACGACGUAUGAUCUUUGUUCAGACCCGCCACACACUUUCUAUUGGUUUGAUGGGUUUGUGAUCCUUCGGAACUUCAUUUCGUGA
Stereum hirsutum FP-91666 SS1 is the source of this 978-nucleotide messenger RNA. RefSeq lists its product as uncharacterized. Lineage: Eukaryota; Fungi; Basidiomycota; Agaricomycetes; Russulales; Stereaceae. Bases 1 to 978 code for a protein of 325 amino acids. The record is from RefSeq and is a predicted model, not a curated record. The transcript is spliced from 6 exons. Gene Ontology annotation, molecular function: hydrolase activity, acting on ester bonds.